Messenger RNA from Ostertagia ostertagi, 474 nucleotides. The record is from the annotation of a GenBank genome assembly. NCBI's taxonomy places the organism in Eukaryota, Metazoa, Nematoda, Chromadorea, Rhabditida, Trichostrongylidae.
GUGAACGGCUACCUAUGGAUUAUCGGUAGCACGCUUGCCCUGGUAUGUUCAGUCAGUGGACGAUGGAAUCGAGAGACCCAACAUCAACUUGUCAUUCUAAACAUAGGUCUCCUAUUAGAUGUAAUCUUGUCGUGCAUUCUGAAAUUGGUGAUUCAACGACCUCGUCCAGGAUAUAACGUCAAGGAUCAGAGUAUAUUCAGAAAUUCGAAGCUCCAAUCGCUGAUCAGUUCUCCUUUCCUUCUGGGACACAGUUCUAGAGCAGCAAUGUUAGCCACAUUGUGUGCGGCUUUCUUUCCGAAAUAUCGAUUUGCCGCUAUGCUGAUGGCGGUGGUGGUUGCUAUGAGUCGUGUGGCAAUGGGACGCCAUUAUUUAAGUGAUGCACUUGGAGGUCUCCUCUUGGGCUGGCUUGAAGGAUUAGCAGUGCUCGCUCUGCCCCGCGGCGUCACCGUCUGGAUUCGACAAAUUCUUCACUGA